UCGCGAAGCUCUCACGGUGCUUACUCCUUCAGUUUAGCGGGCAAACCGGCAUAACGCACUCGCGUACGAGUUACUCCCACGUCUUUGGCGGGAAUCGCGACGUAAUUCGUAACAUACAAUACAUUUAUCGAACUUUAUCCGAGUGUUCGUGAACGAUGUAUAGAAUCAGUCCCCCUACGCUCUAUCAAUGGUUCGCUGUUGUAAAUAUUUUGAUAGUAGUAGCCAACGGGUCGUCGUUGGGCACAAACUGUCGGUCCAACGCAGACUGCAGCACAACAAACGCACAGUGCACACGAGGAGUGUGCGUUUGUCAGCCGUACUACGCACAGAUCGACGACAACACGUGCCUUCAAUCAACUCUUCUCGGGUCAGAAUGCGUGGUGUCAGAGCAGUGCACACUGAAGGUUGCUUACAGCGCUUGUUUGGAUAACGUUUGUCGAUGUUCAGACGGGCAUUUACAGUUCAGAAAACAUACGUGCCUCUCUCCUGCCCCGCCUGGCCAUGUAUGUUACAGUAACGAACAUUGUCGUUUGUUUGAUAAAGAAAGUCACUGUGAAUUUGUAAUACCAAAUCUAUUUGGAAGAUGCGCCUGUAAUCCAUUUUUCAAGCAAUCAGGAGAUAAGUGUAUAGCGCAAAAAUCAACGUCAUAUGCCACAGAAGCUGUUAUUGUCGAGCAAGAAACAGUUGUCGGUUCAACUAAAGAAAUUUUGGUAAAACAGCAGUUACCUUUAAAACCGUCUCUCCCACCAAGUAAUCCUGAAUCUGAAGAGAACCUCAAAAAAUAUGAUCCACUAAUCGAUAAAGAAGACAUAAAACCUAGUAACCUGCCUUUGUUUACAAGUAAAAAUGAUGUGCUCAGUACUCAAGAAGACAGUCCACUUAUGCAAGCUGUCAUGAAAGUUCCAACAGCCGAGCCAAGUAAACGAUUACCUGUAUCAAACAGAAAAGAUGGUGAACCAAAUGAAUUAAUUAGAGUUGAUGAAAUGACAGCAAACUUGCACGCUAACGAUCAACCGAUUUAUAGGGUUGUAACACAACCAACUGUAGAACGGAAAUCAAAUAAGAAAGGAUCAUCAAAAGAACAAAUAAGUAGCAAAUCUAAAGGUGGUCAUCAAAAAAAAUCUUCUUUAAAAGAUAAAAAUCGUAUUCGGGUCGAUGCUGUAUCACCGUCUGACUUGGGGCCGGCGUCUCUGGGGAUGCCCUGUUUCACAGACAAUCAGUGUCACAUGGUGGAUCCAAACACGCGAUGUCUGAAUAAACGAUGCGAUUGCGCGUAUCGAACCAAUUCCACCUCAGCGUGCUCGGCGCGAAACAGAGGAUGUUUACCAGGAACAUUCCAAUGUCGUUCAACUGGUGCGUGCAUCAGUUGGUACUUCGUCUGCGACGGCCGCAAGGACUGCCCGGAUGGUUCCGACGAGAAAUGUCAAGGUACUGGUAGAGAUGGUACAGGAGAACGUUGUCCAAUGCACGCGUUCCGAUGUGGAGGCCCCGGGUCGCCGUGCGUGUCCCGGGCGUCCAGGUGUGAUGGCAAGGUGCAGUGUCCCGGCGGGGAAGACGAGAGGAACUGCAGAGCUACUAAACGGAGAGGUUGUCCGCGACACACAUUCCGCUGCGGGUCGGGCGAGUGCCUCCCCGAGUACGAGUUUUGCAACGCCAUCAUCUCUUGCAAGGACGCCUCGGACGAGCCGCCGCAUCUGUGCAACGAGCAAUCGAGAUGGCGGGCAGCUGACUUCUGCCCAUUGAGGUGUGGCAACGGUCGGUGCCGAAGUACGGCGGUGGCGUGUUCUGGUCGAGACGGGUGUGGUGAUAACAGCGACGAGAUCGCUUGCUCAGUUUGCAGGUGUCCUUUCCCUCCGAAGCUGCCGUGAGAUUUUUGAAGAUUAAUUUGAAGGAAUUCCCGUUCAGAUCUCACCGCACACCGUAUGCCCGCGUGGAAAACUUGUUAACUGCCAAGACUACAAUAUAAUUUAUUUUGUUUUAUAGUCUUACAAUGACAACUAGAUAUCCGUCGGAUACCUACCUAUCGUUAAAAUCAUAUAGAUAUAAUAAUAAAUAGAAAUGGCGUGUAAGUACGCAUGAAUUUUCCGUAACAUGUGAAAUUGCUUCUUCUAAAUUAAAUAAAACGCACACGUAAACAUCUGUAGCGUGCCUUUGUAUAAAUAAUCGGUGAACAUACAUAAAAACAAGUUUCCGACGAAUUGGGAACCUACACCUUUUUUGAAGUCGGUUAAAAAAAGUCUCACAUUGCUGUUUCCAAACUCGAUCCAUAUUUACAUCAGCAAUACUGUAAUAAUCACGCCACUUCUAUUAAAAAUUCUAUGGACUAAAUAGGGAAUCAUAGAUCCAAAAAUAAAUUAGACACCUUAGAUUAUUAUGAUCUAAAUUAGGCACCAAUUUAUUCAUGUACUGUUUCUAAAUACAUUGAAAUAUUUAAAUAAAUCCACCUAUCAUAUAAAUGCCUUCGUAAAUAGGGUUUAGUCAGUCAGUGAAGUAGUUCAUUUAUAGUUAAUAAUCUUUAUUAUUAGUACAACGAAAUGAAAUCUACAAAGUUAGCUGUAAUAAAACCGUAGAUGAAUUUGUAUGCAAUCACCUAUAGCAAGUUCGUUAAUGACACUCCCAUGAUAUGCGGGCGACGGGGGAAAAGGCCUGCGCGGGUGUGAGGCGUGCGCGCGCGGCAGAGGGAAGGACUGCGCGGGUAUGAAGUCGUGCGCGCGGGGAUUGCUACCCCUUCCCGGCCCGCGCGCAUCAUCGGGAGUGUUUCGAACGAAUUUGCCACGCUAUCUAUACCUACAACAUCUAAAGAAAUAAAGUCCUUUAUAUUAGUAGCGACAGUUUUGAUUGUACCACGAUUAAAAAUACAUACAUAAAUACUUUUAUUAGUAUCUAGGACCUAGGUAAUAUAGAAAACUUCAACUGCAGUGCUAACUAUUUUUCUAUCUUAUUUAUAAACAUAGAACAUAUUAGAUGAUAAGUCACACUACCACUUCAUUGAAGCUACGGCUUCGCUCGGUCCUAGGGCUCCUCUAAACCACAAGUAGUUCGGUAGUCGGUACUCCAAGUUGUUCUAGCCCGCGAGUUCAAUUCUGGCAAAGCUUCUACGCUCGCCCAAAGAGCUGAUUAGAAAAAAAAACUACUCGUAGCGUUGCCCAUUAAAAAUAACCGUUCAAACUACAAGUUACUUUAGUAGAAAAUGUAAUUUUUUUUGUGAUACCAAGUGCGUAAUUGCAAAGUGUCACUGUGAAUAUUAUCUUUAAUUUUUUUUUUAUCAUUAAUAAAUUAAUAAAUAAUAGAUGAAGGUAUAUAUUUCUAAUACCGGAUCUUAGACCAUACAGGUCGUGAAAUGCGAUUGAAUGAAUGUCUUCACGUUCGCGAUGCGCACCUUUUUCCGAAUAUUGUUGGUUUUUUUUCGCCCAAGGCAAAGAAUUCGCGUUACGUUCACUACACUUAUUUGUGACAUUGCCAACCCUAUCCAUUUUCAUUGAGAUGGUGAAACAACUGCGAAUCGCAAUUCGCGACGUGAUUUCAGGGCGUAAAACUGCGUCUAAGUAGAGUGCGCAUUAGGUUUUUGUGGUUUUUUUUUAUCUUUACCUUAGAUCUAAUAUUAUACCUACAAUAUCUUUCCUUAGUGUUUUUCUCUUCACAGCCCGCCGCUCCCAAUAUAAAGUAUCACUAAUAUCUACUUUAUUACUCAUUUAUACUUAACAGAGUUUCAUAAGUAAUUAUUAUUUGUAAGUCGAAGGAAUAAGACUGAACCAACUCUUGGCAACAAUUACUUUCCGAAUUCUGUACCUAUGUAUUUUUUAACUUUAUUAGCUAUCUAUAAAAGUGUCUUGCAUUUAAAAUAUAGGUACUUACCUAUCUAGUUCAUAAGUUAAUUUACCUUUAUUAUUAAUUGUACAUAAUUUAUUUAAAAACAUUAAUUGUCGGACUUUAAAUUAUUACAUUUACAAUUAGGAAAACAUUUAUUUAAAUAAGAUAUUUAACUAUGUGAGUAUUAAUAUGCCAGUAUUUAACUUCUUAUUAGGAACAAUUCACACAGAAAUCCGUUAGCGAAUAACGCAUUUCUUUCAUAAAAAAAUACGCACCUGUGAAUCAUGUAAGCUUUUAGUAAAAAUUAAGUUUGAAAUAUAUUGGGCUUUAAGAGCUAUAGAGCAUUUUAUACUUGCCUACCUAAUUUAUUUUCUAAUUUUCAAUAUGCUAGCAAUUAGCUUGCAAUUCACUUUGUUUAAACAUUUAAGAUUAUAUUUUUUGGUAAUAGGUAGGUUUGGUAGUUUUGGACAAAGGUACGUAGAAUACUUUGUUAUUGUCAUGAAAAAAAAUAGCCUCACCUAUAUUUCUUCAUAUAAAACCUAAGUAGAGCUUAUGCGAGAGUGAAUUAAUGUAGUUUAAUUUAUUGUAAAAUAUUACAGUAUGAUUGUGUGUGAAUGUGAAUAAAUAAAUAUAUUUAUAAACAGUAAAUAAAUUAUUUAAAGAUAAGAA
Messenger RNA from Bicyclus anynana (squinting bush brown), 4479 nucleotides. RefSeq lists its product as uncharacterized. The transcript has 10 exons. The coding region runs from base 156 to 1868 and encodes 570 amino acids. Gene Ontology annotation, molecular function: protein binding. The record is from RefSeq and is a predicted model, not a curated record. Lineage: Eukaryota; Metazoa; Arthropoda; Insecta; Lepidoptera; Nymphalidae.